Molecule: messenger RNA, 2148 nt
Organism: Coffea arabica (coffee)
Lineage: Eukaryota; Viridiplantae; Streptophyta; Magnoliopsida; Gentianales; Rubiaceae
Molecular function (GO): nucleic acid binding; zinc ion binding
Source: RefSeq, a predicted model, not a curated record
AUGAGAGCUAAAUGUGCAGAUCCGUGUAAGUGGUACAUUUAUGCUAGCCACGUUCCUGCUUUGGGUACUGAAGACUUUGUAGUUAAAACAAUUUACGAUGUCCACACCAAUUGCAGCCAUGCUUGGAGAAACAAAAACAUGACAUCCAAUUGGGUAGCCGACAAGUUUGAAGAGUCUGUUAGAUCCAACAUGAACAUGCCUGUUAGGCAAUUGUUACAGAGCAUAGAUGAGCAAUAUAGUUGCGAGAUCACAAGAAACAAAGGUUACAAAGCACUUGCAAUGGCUAAGGCUGCUAUCAAAGGGUCAGCAUCUCAGCAGUAUAUUGAUGUUGGGAGGUACACAUCAGAACUACAAAAAACUCACCCUGACACCACUAUAGACAUCAAGUAUUCACCAAGAGCUGAUCCUGAAAGUAAUCCCAGAUUCAUGAGAUUUUACUGCUGUCUGGGACCAUUGAAAAAGGGAUUUAGAGAGGGAUGUAGGCCCCUUAUUGCUCUUGAUGGCUGUCACACUAAGGGGGCAUAUCCAGGGCAGUUGUUGACUGCUAUUGGGGCAGAUCCAAAUAAUGGUUGGUGGCCAUUAGCUUGGACAGUUGUUGAGAAGGAGGCUCGGGAACAAUGGCUUUGGUUUUUGAAUUUACUGAUUGGUGAUCUAGAAAUACCAGCAACUAGUAGUGAAUACACUUUUAUUUCAGACCAACAGAAGGGUCUUGAUAGUGCACUGCUGGAGUUAUUACCAGAAGUUGGCCAUAGAUAUUGUGUACAGCAUAUGUACAGAAAUUUCAAGAAAAAGCACCCUGGUGAAGUGUUUAAAGAAAAAUUCUGGAGCAUUGCAGUAGCAUCAACAGUAGAGUUCUAUGAGGCAGCGUUGGAAGAGCUUAGAGCAUAUGACCAGCAAGCUCACGCGUGGGUCAAGAGAGCUGCACCACCUCAUCACUGGUGUAAGGCUUUUUUUUCACUUCACAUGAAAUCUGACAUGCUGGUUAAUAAUUUAUCAAAGACAUUUAAUUCUCAUAUAUUAAAUGCUAGAGAGUUGCCAGUGAUUGGGAUGGUUGAGUGGAUUAGACAAUUCAUAAUGGAAAGGAUAUCAAAUAGGGUGUAUUGGAUGAGAAAAUAUAGUGGUCCUGUGGGACCAGCAAUAAAGGCUUUGAUUGAGGAGAGGGAAAAGUUUUCUAGGAAGUGGAAGUCAAUAUCAAAUGGAAAAGGGGGAUAUCAGGUUAGGGGACCUAAGGGGGAACAAUUUGCUGUGUACUUAAGAGACAGAACCUGUACAUGCAGGUUGUGGCAAAUUAGUGGGCUCCCCUGCUGCCAUGCAAUUUUUGCCAUUUUAAAAAUUGGUAGGAACUCAAAUGACUAUGCCGAUCAGUGUUAUAGUAGAGAUCUAUUCUUUCAAAUAUAUGAGAAUGUACUAUAUCCAAUUAGUGGAAAGUCUCUAUGGUCUCAGAGUGAUAUUCCCAUAUUAGAUCCUCCACUUGCAUGCGUCCAACCUGGUAGGCCCAAGAAAGCAAGAAGAAAAGAUAGUUCUGAAAAUAGAAGUGGUGUUCAUGUGCGAACGAAUAAUGUGCAAAAAUUAAGAAAGCAUGUGAUCAUGCACUGUAGAAGAUGUGGUCAGGCAGGCCACAAUGCUGCUACCUGCAAAAGUGUUCCAGAAAAUAAUGGAGGUGAAGGCUGCAGUCAACCUGCUCCAGCUCCUAAACAUGCUAGAAAGUCAAAAGGCACCAACAAUGGCUCAAGCACAGCACAUGGAGCUAAUUCUCAGGAGCCUGAUUUUGCUCAUGUGGAAGUUCAAGGAUAUUCUUCAAGUUGUGUCAAUUCUCAGCCACAUGGAGCUGAAGAGCAAACUACUUCCCAUAAUGACACUAGUUCACAUGCUGAACGUAAUGCACAAGCUGCCACUAGUAGUACGAAAAAGCAGCAGAUUAGAAAGACUAAGACACCUGUGAGGAGAGUUAGGCCUGUCAAUGAUACCGACCAGUCUACUACAGCGGCCAACAAACAGUCUCUUCAUUCAAAAAGAAAGCUGUCUGAAAUUGACAAGAUAAGGAUCAACACCAACUAUGAGUACUUGGGCAAAGAGCCUCCAUUCAAGAUUGGUAGAUGGGCUGGAACAUCAAGGAGCAGUAGAAGUGGAAGUGGAAGAUCAGAUUAA